Molecule: messenger RNA, 1545 nt
Organism: Endocarpon pusillum Z07020
Lineage: Eukaryota; Fungi; Ascomycota; Eurotiomycetes; Verrucariales; Verrucariaceae
Exons: 1
Coding region: 1-1545 (514 amino acids)
Biological process (GO): protein folding; protein stabilization
Cellular component (GO): cytoplasm
Molecular function (GO): protein-folding chaperone binding; heat shock protein binding; protein kinase binding
Source: RefSeq, a predicted model, not a curated record
AUGGUGGUCAACUACAGCAAGUGGGACGCUCUCGAGCUGUCAGACGAUUCUGAUAUCGAAGUUCAUCCAAACGUGGACAAGAAGUCUUUCAUCCGUGCCAAACAGAAUCAGAUUCACCAACAAAGAUACCAGCGUAGGCACGAAAUAGAGACGCUCAAGUAUGAACAGAUCAUAAACGAUGGCCUACUGGAACGAAUUAACGCCUUGCUUGACGCCCUCAAGAAAUAUCAAGAUGAGGCCCGCAAUCCAGAUGAGCUGGUGUUCCAAGCUCUGAUUGAAAGUGCUGGUGACCCUGCCAAAGAUGAACCUCCCAAACCUCCUGAGGGCGUCUAUUCCCAGCAGAAAGAACCUACACCCAAGUUCUCUAAAAUGAUUGGCAACUUGGUAGACGAGGUCAAGAAGGAUGUGGAUGAAAAGAAAGAGGCCAAUAGAUAUCAGGGUUUCAUCAAUGGGGUGACAGGACAUCUCACGAAGGUUCAAAGUCUACAACAGGAAUUACUGACCAAAUUGGCAUCCUUGGAGAAGGAAGAAAGCUCGAAAAUCACAAGCGAUAGCAUACAUACAGGCUUCAACACAUCGCACGUCGCGAAGCCCACAGAGAAACCCAAGAGCACUCAAGCUUCCAAGGAUAAGAAAGUAGAACUCCUCAACCCCGGCGCAGGCCCACGAGAAACCUUUAAAGGACAAGACAGUGCUGUCUCCUCUGGCGCUGAAGCCGACAUCGAAGAUGGCUCCCUUGUCAAAUCCGGCGAAGACUCUGACUCCGACAUCCAACCCACCCCACUCGGCAAAGAGUUCGCCAAAAUCAAACUUGGCGACUACAAGUCCUGCCUCCAAUUCAUCUCGCAACACCCGUCCAUUGUCUCCGAGCGCGAAACCGACGGCCUCCUUGUCGAAGCCUUCAAUGCCGCAAUGGACAACAAACACAACUACGCGCGUCAAUGCGUACACCAGGGCCUCCUGCUCCAAUACUGCAACAAGCUCGGCCGCGACGGGAUCGGACUGUUCUUCAAACGCAUCACCACCAAAGACCACCAGGCCGGGAAAGUCUUCAUGGACGACGUCAACACCACGUACCAGCGCAUCAAAACGCGCGCGGCCGAACUCCAAAAGGAGAAGGCCGAGAACCCAGCUUCCGAGGGUGUCGAGCAGAUCCAACUCCACGCCGUCGAUCCCAACACGAAGAUCCACAUCGUCGUGCCCGAGCCCGACUCCACCGACCCCACCGAGAUGGAAGCCCGCAAGAUCUUUGACUCCUUCCCGCCGAAUCUGCAGAAGGCAUUACAAGCUGCCAGCUUGGACAAGGUGAAUGAGGUGCUAGGGAAAAUGAGUGUGGAGGAGGCGGAGGAGGUGGUGCAGAAGCUGGGGGAGGGCGGCAUGUUGAGUCUGGAGGAGGGGGUGGUGGAUGCCACGACUGAGGAGGGUCGGAAGAGGUUGAAGGAGAUCGAGGAGGAGAAUCGCAUCAAUGCGGCUAAGGAGCAGGAGCAGGAGGGAAAUGAGGCGACCAGCAGGAUCGCGGAUGGUAAGACGCCAGAUCCGGAGUGA